AUGUUUAUUUUAGUCUUAUUUGGUUAUAAGCAAUAUAAAGUUUUCACAAUAGAUGUUUUAGGAAGUACAUUAUUGGAUUGUAUAUGGAGUUAAGCAAUAAAGGAAAUAACUAAAGUAAAUUUGAUCUAGGAAUUCAAAAUAGCUACUUACAGCCAAAGAUGAAUAACAUUAGAAAGAUUAAAAGAGUGCCUAAUAGAAAAUAUCCUCAAAUGAGAAGAGAAUAUCAGCAAUCAAUCAAUAAUUAUAAGAGGAAGGGUUACUUGAAGCACCAACAGGAAAAAAAGUUACAAAAUGCAUAUUAAUAUCUAGGAUGACAAAAAGGGAGCUAAACCACCUCCUCAAAAGAAAGGGAAAGAUGCACCUCCAAGCAAUCCUUUAGAAGCAGAAAAAUUGGAGUUAUAAAAGGAUACUGAGAAAUAAUAAGAGUAUGUCACAAAAUAUACUGAUAAAUUGAACAAGAUUAAAGUUAUUAUGGAGAAGUUUAAGGAUUUGAAUGAGAAAUAUCAUAAUGAUUAAUUAGUUAUAGAAUUAUGUGAUAAAACUGGUGAGCGUAAAUUUGUGAAAACAAAAUUAGAUGGGAUUGCAAAUACAUUUUUAAGUGAUAAAGGAACUUAUAUCCUAGCUUAUUUACAAGCACCAGCUACUCGUAAAUUUUAUAUCAUUAAUCAAAUAGCUGAUGAAGAAGAAUAGUUGCUGGCUUUAGAAUUUGAAGGUUAUUUAGCAAGAACAGUUGAUGAAGAUAUUGGAGCAGUGGAAGAACCACUAUUAUAAUUAUAACCAAAAAAAGACGAUAAAAAGAAAAAAGGAAAAAAAUGAUUUAUUUACAAUUUCAUUUGAUAAUCAAAUGCC
Molecule: messenger RNA, 849 nt
Organism: Paramecium sonneborni
Lineage: Eukaryota; Ciliophora; Oligohymenophorea; Peniculida; Parameciidae
Source: the annotation of a GenBank genome assembly